Messenger RNA from Cicer arietinum (chickpea), 2244 nucleotides. Its product is annotated as probable protein phosphatase 2C 25. NCBI's taxonomy places the organism in Eukaryota, Viridiplantae, Streptophyta, Magnoliopsida, Fabales, Fabaceae. Gene Ontology annotation, biological process: protein dephosphorylation. The record is from RefSeq and is a predicted model, not a curated record. Gene Ontology annotation, molecular function: protein serine/threonine phosphatase activity; cation binding.
GAUACGCUAUUCUUUCUUUCAUAUUUCUCCUUCUUCUACAAUUCAUCGUCCUAUCAAAGUCAACUCAACCUUAAUUCAACUUUCCUUUUCCUUCCAUUUCCCAAUCCCAAACACAUAGCAUUCUCUUCAAUCUUUUUUCUUUUUUUGAGAAAACUACCACUCUUUGCUUCUCCCAUCAACAAUCUUUGCCCCACGAUUCUCCCAUCUCCAAUAUUCCUCUUUUCUUUUUUCUUUCUUUUUUAUUUCCUCCACAAACAAACACAGUUAUGUGCAACUCACCAACAUGUUUUAACCCCUCUCUCUCUCUCUCUCUUUCCAACACUCUUCCGAAGUUGUACCAAAAAAAUUAACACUCCUCAGAAGUUAGAAAGGAAAAAAAAAACAAAUAUUUUUUUGUUAUCUUUUCUCCUCCUCCUUCCAUUCCCAAAUAUCAGAUCUUUCCAUUUCCAUUUUCAUUUUAAUUUCUCUCUCUCUUCUUAAAUUAAAAAAUUUCAUGAGAUUCUUCUUAUUAUUCUCUACAUAUAAAUCACAGCUCAAUUCACUCGUUUAAGCCCUGCCCACAAUUUUCUUUUAUCAAAUUUCCAAUCUUUUCACAGCGCUGCAGCAAAAAUUCUCGUUUUUCUUAUUUGGGUUCUUUUCUUUCAAGUUCAAAAUUCAAAAAAAAAAAAAAACAAAGAACCUUUUGUGUUGAACAAAAGAGCAAAAGAGAGGGAUAAGCAAAAAGGAAAUGUGGGAUGUUUUCGUGGCUAGCAAGGAUAGUUUCAGCGUGCUUAAGACCAGUGAGAAGAUAUGCAAGAAUGAACAAGGAAGAUGAAAAUGGUUUGGAUGAUGAGUGUUCAACAAGUGAAGAUGCUCUUGUUUGGUGUAGGGACCUUGAGAAACACUCGUGUGGUGAAUUCUCUUUUGCUGUUGUUCAAGCUAAUGAAGUGAUUGAGGAUCAUAGUCAAGUUGAAACUGGUUCUGAUGCUGUUUUUGUUGGUAUUUAUGAUGGUCAUGGUGGUCCUGAUGCUUCUCGUUUCAUCAAUGAUCACCUCUUUCUUCAUCUCAUAAGGAUUGCUCAAGAAAAUGGUUCUAUAUCCGAAGACAUUAUAAGGAAUGCUGUUUCUGCUACUGAGGAUGGAUUUCUGACGCUUGUUCGAAGGAGCUACGGAAUAAAGCCGCUAAUAGCAUCAAUCGGUUCGUGUUGUCUUGUUGGGGUUAUUCGGAAAGGGACACUAUAUAUCGCGAAUCUUGGAGACUCUCGCGCUGUGAUCGGUUCAAUAUGUGGAUCUAACAAGAUCAUUGCUGAACAGUUGACAAGAGAGCACAAUGCCAGCAAAGAAGAUAUCAGAAGAGAACUCAGGUCUUUGCAUCCAGAAGAUUCACAAAUUGUUGUUAUGAAACAUGGAACAUGGCGCGUUAAAGGCAUCAUCCAGGUAUCAAGAUCUAUAGGAGAUGCAUAUUUGAAGCGUCCGGAGUUCUCCUUGGACCCUUCAUUCCCGCGGUUCCACUUGCCUGAUCCUAUCCGCCGACCGGUACUAACGGCAGAACCAUCUAUAUGCUCAAGAGUUUUACAGCCUAAUGAUAAAUUCGUUAUAUUUGCAUCUGACGGACUUUGGGAACAUAUGACAAAUCAGGAAGCUGCGGAGAUUGUUCAUAACAACCCCCGAACCGGGAUUGCUAGAAGACUUCUUCUGGCUGCUUUGAAUGAGGCAGCAAGGAAAAGGGAAAUGAGAUAUAAAGAUCUGCAGAAGGUUGAAAAGGGGAUUAGGCGUUUUUUCCACGACGAUAUCACAAUCGUUGUUGUCUUCUUUGACCAUGAGUUGCAAGAGAAGAAUGUUUUAGUUCCUGAGGUUUCUAUCAAAGGGUUUAUUGACACAGUUGGACCAUCAAAUUUUAGAAAUUUGCAUGAAAUGCAAUGAAUGAGUUUCAAGGUUGAUUUCUAGAACUAUAGCCAAAAAGGAAGCUAAGAAAAUUCAAUACUUUUUUUAGUCAUUUUUGCAGCAUCUAAUUGUUUUUUCUUUUUACCCUUUUUAAGUUUUAAAGUUCUUCCUUGCUUUACUUUCAAACAUUAUAUACCUUGUUUAUUGGAAAUACUUUUGCUGGUGAUAAAUGUGGGAAGCAAUGUUUUUCUUUGUUUGGAAGAUUCUAUUAGACUUUCCAGUGUGAUAAUACACUGUUAUACCUUGUUAGCUUGAAUAAUGUUGCUAAAAUAUACUUGCUUGCUUAAGCAACUUUGGAGAGUUUUUUCAAUUUGAGCUUGAA